AUGGGACGGCCGCGAGAUGAGCUGGCGAGCGCGCAAGCGGAUGCUUCGACCCAAGAGGGGCAGAAGCUGGAGGACGCGAGUGCCCAGGCAACCGCAGCCCCUGCUGCUCCAACAGAGCCGGCAGCCGCCCUCCCCUCCGCCACCGAUCUCGGCGUGAGCGAGGAGAAGCUGGAGAAGUGGCGCAAGUUCGGCGGUGGCGACCUCGAGCCGGUCCUCGCGAGCGGCGCCGUCGCCCUCCUCGACGCGCAGUGGAUCAUCCGCCACGCCGAGGCGGGCGGCGUCCUCACCCACCGCCAGGCGCUGCCCGAAGAGGCCUUCCUCUCCCUCGCCGACCUCGUCAAGGCGACCGGCGAGGAUUGGCUUCCCGUCGCCGCGCUCUCCUACCCGUGGCUGACCAAGGACCACCCCGACCCGCUCGGAGCCAACCUCGCCCGCGUCGCAAGGGCGCUCAAGGCCCUGCUCAGCGAUCCCGACCUCAUCACGCGGCUCGGCGUCUUCUGGGACUUCGGCUCGCUGCACCAGCACCCCGACCCCGCCAACGGCGUCCUGCGCACCGAGGAGCAGAACGCGCUCUUCAAGCAGGGGCUGGGCUGCCUCGGCACGCUCUACUCCCACCAGCACACGUUCGUGCUGCGGCUGACCUCCUUCCCGGACGGCCACAAGGCGGAGGAUCAGACCGAGGGCACCAACGUGGCCAAGUACUUUGACCGCGGCUGGUGCUUCACGGAGCAGUGCUGGGCGGGCCUGACAAAGGCCGGCUUCCUCUCGCUCGACCUCGGCAAGAUGCGCGUCGGCACGGAGUACGGCAUCGUCAGCCUCAUUGACGACUGCAGAAAGGAUGGCGGCCGGCGCCCUCCGCUGCUGCCGUCUGCGUUCGCGGCGGAGCUUGAGAAGAAGAGCUUCACCAACGGCAAGGAGGACUAUCCGCUGGUGAAGGGGUUGUACAAGGACGCCUUCGAGGAGCAGUUUGGCAAGGCGACCGUGCUGGACUACACCGGCCUCGGCUGGGGCGACGCGGAGACGGCGCAGCUGGCGGAGGUCCUCGCGAGCGGGGCAGCGCCGCGGCUCGAGUACCUCGGGCUCGGCGGCAACAAGAUUGGCGACGAGGGCUGCAAGGCGCUGGCCGCCGCCCUCGGCAAGGAGGGGGCAGCGCCGCGGCUCAAGACGCUCAAUCUCGGCGGCAACCAGAUUGGCGACGAGGGCUGCAAGGCGCUGGCCGCCGCCCUCAAGGAGGGGGCAGCGCCGCGGCUCAAGACGCUCAAUCUCGGCGGCAACCAGAUUGGCGACGAGGGCUGCAAGGCGCUGGCCGCCGCCCUCAAGGAGGGGGCCGCCCCGAGCUUGAAGGCGCGAGAGACGCCACCCCUCGCCACACGCCCCUCCCCCGCCCGAUGCUCAUCGCACCUCCCCACGCGUGCAGACGCUCUGGAUCUGAUGGCGGCCUCGUUGCAAGCGUGGCGGCGGCGCGUCGAGCCGCUGCUGCUGCUGCUCGCCGCGUCGGCGGCGCACUCGCUCGCCGUCGGCCGCGCCUCUGCGCCCUUCCUGCUGACCGCGCCUCGCCGCGCCGUCGCCUGCGCGCCGCGCAUGGCCGCCGCACCGAGCGACGACGCGGACGGCGACGGCAAGGUGGCGCCGCUGCUGUCGCUCAAGUCCGGUCCGGGGAUCGACCCGGUCGAGAGCGACGAGGACGACGCGGUCACGGACCCGCGGCUGCGCACCUUCGACGUCGGCCCCUUUGCCACCACGAUCGGCCUCCGAGACAGGGACGCGGCCGAAGAGCCGAACUUUCUGCAGCGCGAGGACUGGUCGGUGGUGUCGACGUACUCGGCGGAGGAGCUGGCCGCGCUGUCGAGGGAGGCGCUCGAGACGAAGAGCGGCGCCGAGGCCAUCGAGGAGGUGACGGAGGCGGCGCCGGCGCAGCGGCGGAGGGCGGCGGAGCUUGGGGAGAAGCUGACGCGGUUCUACGACACCUUCAAGGCGGUCCUAGUAGCGAUCCUUGCCGAAGGGUGGAAGCUCGACGGCGACCCCUCGGCGCAGUCGCUGCUGCUGGAGCUCGACGCGGCAGGAGGCGCCGCCGCAAGGAUUGGCAGCGAGGCGUCCUUCGAGGCGACGGGGAUGGCGCCGGGCGACGCAGGAUGA
This is a messenger RNA of Emiliania huxleyi CCMP1516, 2136 nucleotides long. RefSeq lists its product as hypothetical. The coding region runs from base 1 to 2136 and encodes 711 amino acids. NCBI's taxonomy places the organism in Eukaryota, Haptophyta, Isochrysidales, Noelaerhabdaceae. The transcript is spliced from 6 exons. Gene Ontology annotation, biological process: nucleocytoplasmic transport; activation of GTPase activity. Gene Ontology annotation, molecular function: GTPase activator activity; small GTPase binding. The record is from RefSeq and is a predicted model, not a curated record. Gene Ontology annotation, cellular component: nucleus; cytosol; perinuclear region of cytoplasm.